AUUGUAAUCACGCCAAGAUAGCGACAGGUGUUAAACUGGUAUCCGACCGCUUUAAACAAAAGCCAUUUCACGCCACAUAGCCAUGAUAGAAGACAUUAUCCCUGUAUUGCCACUCAAAACUUGAAUUUGGAACUCAAAAGAUGGUGAUGCGACGAUAGGAUUGAACGAGAGAAUAUAUAGGCCAGUGAAAGGGAUCAUCCCACAGUUGCAACUGGAUUUACUUUUUUGUUGGAUUUUACUCGAAAGAGCUAAUCAAUAUGACUUUUGUUGGCUGUAUAGGGGAUAGGGCCAUGCCUCUGACUUGAAGUGUUUGUUUAUCAGGGUCUUUGUUCUCCCCGGUGCUGCGCCGUAAGCAGAGAAUCGGCACACGUCAAGCCCGCUUAGCACGUGUCAUCCUAAACCGCAAACAAGGAAAACAGACCAGCGCGCCGAAUACCAAACCAUCAAAAUCUCGGCCUAGAAUUAUUUCCCAGCGGUGUACACAUCUAUAUCUGCAUUAACGGAAUUUAAUCCAUCUUUAUUAGCAAUUUAAACUGUUUGUUGUGGCGUCUGUUUGAGACUCAGAUGAAAAAUUGGAAGAACAGAGGAGUAAUUGAGGUGGAAGACAACCCGUGCGCUGUAUGAUAUAUCACUUUGCACGUGCAUGGUUACACACUCACGGCGUGUGCCGACUGAGAAAAUGCAAAUGAAAUGAGUAACGGGGGAGACAAGAGGGAAAAAAUGUGAGAGGGGAAAAAAGCGACCCAUCGAGUUUGUGAGAGAGUCACUGGGGCGUGCCACAGACCUCCAAAUCUGUUCGCUUCGGCUGGGAGAGACCGUGGGAAACUUUGUCAUCUCGUCUCACACAAUGUGCUUUGCUGCUUGUUGGCUUCAAGAUCAGAACCGAAUUUCUACCUUGAUGUUCUCACAUAUUACAUCUUGUGUCCAGCUCGUGUCCAGCCUGUAUAAUUGAUACCGGGAAUUGAUAUCGACGAAGAUGUCUUGAUAUUUCAGAAAUCGGAUGAUCUGAAGAUAUUGCCUAUGCACUUGGAAGAAUCACAUGUUUUUGGUUGAAGUUUCUACAUCAGAGUAACAUCAUGGCAAUGGGGUGCGCAGCGGGGUCACAUGUAUCAAAAUCACAACUUAUUGUAUGCAUUAUCGGAUUUUUCGGCUUUACAUUGCUUGCCCUUGGAGCUGUGUCGGACUAUUGGGUCACUUACGGGAUUAACACGGCCGUUUCUUCUGGGGGAAGCAACGGGACCUCACCUCUACCAACUACCCUACUCCAAAGGGAAGGAUUAUGGAGAAUAUGCCUUCAGUACAUUGCUAACGAGUCAACCGAUAUAACAGGACACAUGUGUUUCUUCGGUCUUUCUGCACCUGAAUCGGUGUCCAUGCCACAAGGUCUUAACACACAGACAAGAUAUGAAGUGAGUUUUCUGAUCGCUACAUGGGUGCUGUAUGGUGUAGGUGUGGUUUUGUCAUUAAUUGCCGUUGUCAUGGCAAUAGCUGCGCUGAGACACAAGAAGAAUCAAACGCUCUUGAGAGGUGUGUCAGCAAUGUUUAUUUUAGCAGCUCUGUUGGCCUUCGUGGGCCUGGUGAUCUACGCAGUGCGGACAUCCAGGUUUCCCGACCAAUGGCCAGAGGGGGACUCCCCAUACUCAUCUGCGUCCCUCGGAUGGGCGUACAGUAUCUCAUGGGUGGGGCUACUUCUCAGCGUCAUUGCAGGGGCGGGGCACCUCUGGGUCCUAAGGCGAUAUGAAGACAGUAUGAUUUGAAACUUCCAAGGAUCGAAAUCACAAACAUUUUUUUUUUUUGGUAUGAAAGGACCAGUGAAUGAGAGCUUGACCCAUUCCUUCACACACAUACAUGCAGUCUGCAAUGUGGAGCUGUUCACACAAGGAUUAAGACUCAGUGCAUAAGAUUUAUUGACGACAGAGUGAGUUGUGUUUGCUGCACAUACACAGGAUGUCAGACCAAUGCAUUAUGGAACGCUGAUGGACUUUUGCUGCAUAUGAUGUGGGUGCCGGCGUCAGGGCAAACGGGGUGUGUCUGACCCAUGCGUACGUACCUCUUUUUAAAACACGAUCUUGCAGGAUCAGAAGAGGUGCAUUAAUGCAUAAUGCUAUGUACUAUAUAAAAAUGAGAAUGUUUAAGUCUUAUUCAGAUGUCUGUUUUACUAAGAUUUUGCAGAAGGCAAAGCUAUAUCAUGCGUUUUAAAAUUCUCCAAAUUGACAAUAUCUAAAUAUGUCGUUUAAAUGAUUACAUAAAAAAAUUAUGAACAUGAUCUUUCAAUGCAUGUCAUGAAAAGGUGCAUAAAAGGUUAUAUAUGCAGUUAUGAUGAGUAUUCAGGAUUGUGGAAAUAAUUUUUCCAAAAUAAGAUACUGUUAGACAGUAAAUUAUAUUUAAAAAUCAGUCAUUCAAGAAGUUUGAAAAUUGGAUUAUGAUCGCAUGCCCAUUAAAACUUCAAAUUUUGUUUUUAUGCCAAAGUAAAACUAAAAGCAUCCCAUUCCCCAGUCUCCAAGCACACUGUGUUUUGUUUUCGAUUAUUUGAUGUUUAAAUUUUAUUGAGAAAAAAAAAUGAAAAUAUAUACAAAAGAUUAGAUCACCAAAUGUGUUGUCUUCCCUAAAUAUAUUCUGUAUUUGCUGUACAAAAGCAUUGAUGUGAUUGAAAUAAUUGAUACAAAACACUAUUGAAGCCAUUCUGGAACCAUUCUAGUCUGGAGGUGAACUGACAGAUUUAGCACUCCUACCAAUAAGCGAAACGAUCAUUUCCCUUCAUAACUUUGAAAAAAGAGGGUAAUAUUUGAGUGUAUAUAAUAAUGAUUAGGUCAAAUGGGAGAAAAUUGAUAGUACAAAUUUAACAUUUUUAAGGAUUGUUUGUAAAUCAUGUAUAUAAGAUUUCUAAUGCAAAUUACUAUACUAUGCCUUUUUCAUAAAAUGCUUUAUAUCGUUUACUAUUGCUUUGUUUGCUUUUGAUAUUUUCAAAACCGUACUAUUCUUUUUUGUGUGGAGUGCAUACGCCUUUAGCUGCUUUGAAGUUUGCCCUAACGUAUAAUCUCAUACGUUUUAUUCAAAUUGACCAGAAUUAGAUUUCAAGUUAAUUUAGUUCAGGUUAAUAUUUAUAUUUUGAUCAGGUUUGUCAUGGAAGGAAUAUGUGAAUAUGCUUCAGACGAUAUAUUUUAGAUUGCCCCGUUUUGUAAAGGUUUUAUUAUUUUUAUUAAUUCCUUUUCAUUCCAUAUACCAUGUAGUUCAACAACCUUGCUUAUGAUUAUAAAGCCGAUUGACACCUCAAGUUUAAGCCUUGAUAAUCGCAAACCUUGAUUUUUAAUUUUCUUUGUAUUCAUUUUUACCAUAUUGUGACUUUUUGAGAACAAAAUUUGUACUUGAGAACAAAGUCAAUUGUAUUUUUCAUAUCAUUUGUUUUAGUUUUAGAAAUUGAUGGAUCUUUUAAUGCAAAAACAUGCUUUACUUCUUGAUAUAGAGAACAGUAUGUUUUUUAUUACAAUUUGUUCUGUUCAUAAUUGAAAGAAGAAUCUCUGCAGUACUAAAGCCAUUACCAUAUCCAUUUUCAAGAGUCAUUCCGAUAUUGUAUUUCAAAUAGUUUGCCGUCGCGAUAACUCAAAACUUAUUGUUGCACACAGUUGAUAAUUAUUGUGUCUUUUAUCACAUUUCUUUACUCGAUUGGGAUAAGAUGUCCAUAGCAAGUCAAUAUACCGACCCGUAAACUAUACAUGUACAGUGUGUCCCGGAAAAAAACACAAACUCGACAACAUCGAUGCUUUAUUAUAACUUGUGGAGGUGCCGUGGCCGAGUGGUCUAAGGCGCCUGGCUAUUCAUUAAAAAGUCCGGGUUCGAUCGGAUCCCCGGCCGCGGCAGCUAUGCCCGUGAGCAAGGCAUUUAAUCUACAAUGCUCUUUUAUCCUGCUUUAAAAUAAAUGGAAAUGCUAUAUGCAUUAUUGGUAACUAGGUGUGAACUUGUUAAAAAAAAAACUUAAUCGCAAUUAUAUUUCAUGAAUGACACAUAGUUUGUAGAGCCGAAAUCCUCUUGAUAAAUGAAUGUUUCUCUUAUCGUUUUAUUCUAUUUCUUUCGUAAGUAAAAACAAUAUGACGAGAGUCUACAGUUCGGUGUCUUUUUUUUAUGGGACGCACAUUAUUCAAAAUACCAAAUGAUGCGACAAGUAUUGAAUUCAUGUAUCUCAUCCUUUGUGCCAACAUUCAUCUUGAUAAAAGUGGUUGAAAUGCAAGUUUUGAUUAAAACACAUCUUUUACCGUUACGUUUUGUAAUUAUUUUUUUUCAAAUGAGUGAAGUAUUUCGAUGAUUGUAAUUGUAUAGCUCUAUGAUACCGUAAAUCUGGUUAACAGUCUUAUGCAUAUUACAGACCUCAUGACUGUUAUAGAGAUAAUGUUUUUAACGCAAAAAUAUUCAAACGAUUUUUCUUCAAAAUUUGGCAGAAGGCAUUUUUUCUACUCUAUUCCAUUUUCAGAAAGAUAUUAAUCUAAUGAUCAUUGCAAACCACAUUCCACAAUUAUUCCAAAGCUUAUGUGUAUAACUUUUGGUAUUGCUACACUGUAAAAACUGUGGUGUUAAAACUAACACCAGUUGGUGUUGAUAGAGGACCACACCCUGAGGUGUUAAAAUUACACCCUCGAGAUUUACCAUAACACCAAAUAGUGUAAAUGUAACAACCAAUGGUGUUACAAUAACACCUAUAGGUGUUAAAAUAACACUGUCAAUUUAACACCGGUGUAAAAUAACUGGUGUGGUCCUCUAUGUACACCGGUUAACACCACAGUUUUUGCUGUGUAUUCUUUCUGCACAGAAUGUUAUGUAGGUUACUUGUUGUCAAAGUAAUUAGGUAGCACCCUUCUUGCAAGGACACCAUUAUUUUAUUCAUAUGUUUUCAUGUAAAAAAAAGGGCAAUUCCUUAAAAUGAUCGACCUUUUUUGUACAUCCGACCCCCAUUUUUCUCAAGUUUUACUUCACUUCAUAAACUGACCAAGUCAUGGUCAUUUGGCAGCAUUACAGACUGUCAUAAGAAUUAGAAAUCAGAGACAGAAAAUUUCAUUAAGGUCUCACAUAUAGCGUGUCGGUGUACAUAUUUUAUGGAAUUGCCCAUAAGAAAUAAGGACCUCACAAAAAUCAUUUACAAUAAUGAAGGGAUUCUAAUUCGGGCUACUCAGAAUACAAGUUUGUUUGAUUGGACGAAGUUGUUGACACAUGAAAAUAUUGGACUUUUGAGGUUCUAUAAAUCAUUAAUUCAAUUUGGUGUAUAGAAAAUAUAUUUGUUCGUAAAAAGGAUGGAAUUUAUGAAUUUUUAUUGCACAAAAUAAUAUCCCAGGUAAAGUCUCUGAAUGGAUAAUUUGUAUUGUGACUGGUCACGUUUGCAGUUUCAUGGCAACUGAAAAAAGGGCAAAUCUCUGCUGUUUUCAAGAGAUGGGGUUUUUUCAAAAUUUUCCAAGCUCCAAGAGAAAGAUGUUUUAUAACAAUAUUCACGUGCCAAAAAUGUUUUAUUUAUUUUGCAAAAUGUGUGGUAUUUUGAAUUCACACAUAAUUGUAUAUAAUGUGUAUGUCUGGAUGUGGACCACUUGCACACCUUCUAUAGUAAAGCUAAAUGAUGAUCGUCGUGUUAUGAGCCCCAGUCAUCCAGAUUGUAAAUUAUGCACCGCUGUGUAAAUGAAAGCAAUUAAUCAUGAAGAUGCAUGCAUUUUGUUCCAUGCAUGCAAAGCACCACGGAAUAGAAGCAUCCAGGGGCGCCCUGGCUUGCCUUCAUUCCGGGAGAACAAAACAGGGAACGUUCCCAUUGGUUAAAUUUUGUAGAUCUCUACAAUCUUCCCCUCAUCCGUUUCUUUUCUUUUAAUUUUCCCCAUUUUUAUGCGGUUGGGUUUCCCUGCCACCCCUUUUUUUUUCUUUAAUUUGCUCACUGCAUUUUUAUCUGUUUUUCCUCUUUUCUUCCCCCUAACACGCAGCUCUUCUCUUCCUUCUCUCCCUCUCUCUCUCUCUCCAUCUCUUCUACACCCUCCCCUUACUACUCUCCCCUCUUCUCUCUCUUCAACUCUCUCCCUCUUCUCUACAACUCUUCUCCCCUCCCACCAUCAUCUACCCACUCGUCACUCCAUUUAUGUAAGUCAAUUCACAAUACCAGAUACCAUCUGAGGUCGUUCGUGAAAAUUAUUAACAUCGACUGAAAUCGAUUCUCUUCCCAAGGACCCUCACACGGAAUAUCCCGCUAUGAAAUACACAAAA
This is a messenger RNA of Lytechinus pictus (painted urchin), 6225 nucleotides long. RefSeq lists its product as uncharacterized. Gene Ontology annotation, cellular component: plasma membrane. Bases 1077 to 1757 code for a protein of 226 amino acids. The record is from RefSeq and is a predicted model, not a curated record. NCBI's taxonomy places the organism in Eukaryota, Metazoa, Echinodermata, Echinoidea, Temnopleuroida, Toxopneustidae. The transcript has 4 exons.